GUAUUUAGUUACCUAGUUUUGUAUUUGUACGAUCAAUGAUAGUUAAAAUAGAAUAUCAACUAUUGAAAAAUGAAGAAUAUAAUGUUUGAAACCAAUUGUGCCCAAUCUUGUGACACUGAAGUAGUAAAUGCAGUUACAGACAGCUCAAAGAAGAGAAAAAGAUCAGAUAUAUCCAAUAAAGGAAGUAUAAAGAAGAAAUGCAAAAACGCGCAAUUCAAAUUACCCACAGUGGAAGAGUUGAAUAACUUAAAAGAAACUGAAAAUCUAUUCAACAAUAACCUGUUUCGACUUCAAAUCAAGGAACUCAUCUCUGAAGUUGAAAUCAAGCACAAAAGGAAGAGACGCCUCUCAGAGUGGAGUCGAAUCUUUGAAAUGUUUUUAGAUACAUUGCCAACAUAUGAAUGUAUGUUAGAUGAAAUAUUGAAAGGUGUGCAUGGAGUGAAAUUGAUCCACAAGCUAGGUGAAUAUCAAAGAAUUUUCAAAACUGACCAUGACAUACCUUUGAAAUUUUGUAGACCCCAUUCCUAUCACAAAUUUGGGCUAUAUGAAAAUAAUGCACUUGCUGGUCCUGCAUUGUAUACUAACUAUAAUUUGGUGCUGCCCAAGCAAACUCUACAUGCAAAAGACUUCUUGAACAACAGAUAUUUGAUAAAACGCUACUAUUAUUUAUUGUACAUAGUGGAAGAGUUGAAAACUUCCAAUUUGGCAACAAAUUUGGAGAUAGAUUUUCAUGAAGGAAAUCAUCUUUUACCUAUCAUCAAGCUAGAACCUACAGGGUGUGACAAAACUAUAAUUUCAAUUUAUGUGACUCCAGCCAGUGAAUGUUUCAAACCACAAAGAUUUCUUCCAACAAUGAAUAAUCUGAAAUUUGACUUGUAUGACACAGAAUUGGAUGCAAAAAUUCUGAAAGAACAGCCAACAGUAUACUAUAACAACCUUAUAGCCCAUGAUGUAGCUUUAAAAAUUAACAAUGACCUCAUAUAUGAAACUUUAAAUGGUCAGACCAACAUUCAGGAAGGUAUUAAACUACUUUGUAUAUGGCUCAAACAAUGGGAUUUAAAUGUAUCUUUUGGGUCAUUUACUGAAAACAUGAUUUUAUAUAUAAUUGUAUAUUUGUUCCAAAAAAAGAAAAUCAACCAGUACAUGAGUUCAUAUCAAGUUGCUAGAAAUUUCUGGAGUUUCCUAGGAACCACCAAUCUGAUAACAGAUCCAGUCAUACUAGCUGAUACUACUAUUGACUAUGCAACUUUUAGUGUCCAUAGCCAGGAUGCUGUCCUAAUUUUGGACAAAACAGGCUGCUACAAUGCAUCAAACUUCUUAACCAAGGAAGCAUUUGGAAAAAUUCAAGUAGAAUGCCAGAGAGCAUUAGAGCUACUAGAUAAAAAUACAAACAAUUCAUUCCAGCAACUUUUUCUCACAAAACAGCCAUUUUACUUGCAAUAUGAUUUAAUAUUGGAUUUGUCAAAAUCAAUUCCAUUGAAACAAAAUUACAGGAAUGAAGAAAUAAAAAGAUCUAUGUAUGUAGGCUAUGAUGAACUGUUCAAACUCUAUCAAGUUUUCAACAUAGUGAACAAAGCUGUAUCUAAAAGAGUGAAUAACAUAGUUCCCAUAAUUGAAAUGGAUAAGAAUAAUUUGAAGAAAUUCUUUAUGGGUGUGAAUUUGAACCCUAUGACUGCAUUUGGCUUGAUUGAAAAGGGCCCUGCAUUGAAUGAUCUUGCUCAGGCAGAAGAAUUCAGGAAAUUCUGGGGGCACCUUUCAAGUGACAGGAGAUUUAGGGAUGGUAGUACCAAUGUAGCUGUGUAUUUCACAACCAAUACAAUUCAUGGCAAAAGGAAAAUAAUGAAGACAAUUUUUGAUUAUGUCAUCUCAGAAAAACUGGGAUUGGAAUACAGAAUGUUAUUUUACAACCAUUAUGAAGAUAUCCUAUUGAGCAAGAGGUUAGUGCCAUCUUAUGCAUCUGGUGCAAAUGAAGAGACAAGCCUCAAAGGUACUCAUUCACUUGAUGAACUGGGAAAGAUCCUGAGGUCUUUGCAGAUUCCACUUAAAAUCACAGGAGUUCAAGGAGUUUCUGAUACUUUUUGCUUCACAGAAGUUUUUCCACCCAUUCCUUCAAAUUUUAAGGAAGGAAAUGCAACAUCAGUUCAAGGAAACAAUUUGAUAUUUGCCAAUAUCAACCAAAAAGUUGGUUCAUUGCCUCGUUAUGUUCAACCACUGCAAUGUAUUCUACAAUUAGAACAUAGUUCAAAAUGGCCUAAUAAUCUACAAGCUCUAAGAGGAGUCAGAUUGUCCUUCUUUAUAACAGUAUCAAAGUUACUGCAGAAUCAGUAUAACAUAUUAUCCAAUAUAAUGGAAGAUUUCAUGGACGUAUACUAUAAUGGCCUAGUAUUCAGAUUUCGUUUCCAUACUCCCAAAGAAAUUGCUUUAGUUAAAAAAUUUACUGAUGGAGAUGGUAUUACAAGAUUUGUUGAAUCAACAGAAAGCCAGGCACUGGAGAGAUGGCAUAUUAUGCCUAAAGUUGUGAGUGCUCUAAAAGGAGUGCAGUCUACAUAUCCAAGUUAUGGUCCAGGAACAGCUCUUAUAAAACGUUGGAUCAGAGCACAGCUGCAUGAUGAAUCCCACAUUUCAGAUAUAGUUAUCAACUUGAUCAAUGCUUCCUUGUACAUAAAUGCCGCAGAAAGUCCGCCAAACAGCAUAGAUGGCGCAUUCUUCAGAUUCGCGAAAUUUUUUUCGGAAUUCGAUUGGAAACUGCAACCGAUCAUUGUAAAUUUCAAUGAUGAUAUGAGCAAAGAAGAGGUAUCUACUUUGGAAUCAAAAUUUCAAGCCAAUCGAGGUGCUUACUCUCCACUUUUCAUCAUAAUGCAAUAUGAUCAAGGUUUGUCUUUGCUUACCCAAACAUCACCCUCAGAAGAAGUAUUGGCCAGUAUAAAAAGGUUAUCAAAACAAUGUGUAGAUUGUAUGAGUAGGGUGGUAUUUGAUCCCAGCGCCACUAUGAGUAUAAAAGAAAUGUUCAAACCUAAUUUGGAUGGUUUUAAUGUUGUGAUACAUAUUCAACCUUUGCUGAAUACUAGGAUACACGAGGCCCUUGUGUUAUCAACCAUAACAAAUAGAAUAGUCGUAGAAAAAUACAAGACCACCGAAGAUGAUAAGAUACCAAUUGUUGGUUUUGACCCAGUAGAAAAAUAUUUGAGUACAUUGCGAGAAAACUAUGGAAAAUAUGCAGUUUUCUUUCAUGACAGUUAUGGAGGAAGUGUAAUAGGUGUAUUAUGGAAUCCUCAGGUACAUCAGACAUUGGAUUUCAAACCAAACCAUGUGAAUGCUGGUAAACUUACUGGUAAUAAGAUAACUUUCAAUGUUGAUGCUGUGAUCGAAGAUUUCUGGAAUUUAGGAGGAGAACUGGUGAAAACUAUUGAGAGAAGAUAGAUCUUUUGUUUCACAUUUUGAGAAGUUCAAGUUGAUUUGUACAUAAGGGUUAUUUAUUCCUAUUUUUAUAUGUACUGUUCUGCUUCGUAUUUUCUAUAUGAGAUAUAUUUGUAUGUCAGACAUCAAUUCAAAUUGUUUUCAGAUAAAGUAUUGCUGAAAUUCAUUGAAGAUGAAUUUAUAGGUGAAUAAAAUGUUCAUUGUACAUUUC
Molecule: messenger RNA, 3628 nt
Organism: Phaedon cochleariae (mustard beetle)
Lineage: Eukaryota; Metazoa; Arthropoda; Insecta; Coleoptera; Chrysomelidae
Source: the annotation of a GenBank genome assembly